UCCUCAGAUCAUCCCGAGCACAGUCCGGACAGGGGGCCGCCUCCACGCUGCAUGGGAUCACAUCUCUUCAGGAGCCUCUUCUCUUCUCAAUUUUGUAUUUCCUCCAGAUUCUCCCGGCCUCUCUGUGCGGGCUCAUGACGGAGCUCGGAUCUGCACGAUGGGGAUAAUUGUUACCAUGGUUCGCUUCAAAUGUGCGUGUUCCCGGAGCAGCAGCAGCUGAGGUUUUCUUCCAAAGUGCGAGUGGAUCGUCACAGCGUGAUGGAUCAUACACAUGAGAGCGCAGUGCUGAGAAAACUUUUUGUUGUUGGGAUUUUGGUCAACGUCUGGAUGAUGAGAGGGCUGUCAGCCGCCGAGAGCUUCAGCACAGGGCCCAAGAAGCCCUGCAACGAGUCCCGUCUGCAGUGGGAGGUGGAGGUCUGUGGGGAGGGCUUCAAGCGGGACAUGGCUCACAUCGAUCCACAGAACCGAUGUAACCUCACGCACUUCAUCAGUGAGUACCACCUCUUCACCCUCUGCACAGAGACAAAGGCCCACGACGUCCACUGCUACUGGCCCAAUCCGCUGGUGGAGGGCUUCAUAAUCAACAUACACAAGCACUUUUUCUCCAACUGCAGCAUGGAUCACGUGGAGUGGGUGGACCCGCCGGAGAACACACUCACCGCCCUCAUCCUCGUCCCUGUGUUCCUCACUAUGGCCAUGAUCGCCUUGGUGGUGUGGUGCAGCAAGAGGAGCGAUAACAUGGCCUAGGGAGGAGAGGAGGAAGGAGAAGGACUGAGUUCACGGUCUCAGCGUCUUUACUGAAACAGCACAGCAAACUGUGCACAAUAUAGAAGUGCAUGUUUGGUCAGUUCGUCAAAUGUUCCAUAAGUGACUCUGCAAACCACCACAUCCCACAGAGACAAGGAGAGCAGUCCCCGGUUAUUUUACAUAACGGGUUUGUGUAUUUAAAAAAAACUUCUUAGAGUUCAAACAUUCAAUAUGGUCUUCUUUUAAACUCUGUUUCUAUACAACUCAGUUGCUCGAACAUAUUUAGAUUUUCUGGAGUCAUGACUGUGAUUUAUACAACAGCAGCACUUUGGUUAAGGUCAGUGAAAGAUGGUAUUAAACCAGACCUGAGUCUUUCACUAACCUGAACCAAGAGCUGUGAGAUCUAGGGUGUGAAUACCUGACCAUAGCCCGUCGUCACCCGGUAGUGAAAUGCUAUUUAGGAUCUGCCGGAUUUAAUCAUGUUGUCUGGGCUAUCUUGAUCUAACUUGAUAUUUUGCAUAUGUACACUCUGCAUGUGCCUGUGAUCAGGGUCAGGUUGUGACCCAAAAAACAGAAUGCCUUAAAGGUUCAGGUUGGGCAUGGAUAGGUUUUUCUCAAGGGUUUGGGUUCGUACAGUAAAUUGUGGGCAAAGCUGCUCUAAACAGAACCAUAGAACACAUUUUAGUGAUAUAUUAUCUGAUAUGGUAUCAACAUAUUUGGGACAGAUAAAUACAAUUUAACACAACAUAUCCUCCUAAUGGUCAUAUAAAACAUGAUUUGAUUGCAAUUACGUUUCCGACAAACAUUUGCUGUCUUAAGUUGAGUUGUUUAGAAACAUAAUUUCCAAGAGAAAUGAAAGAAAAUGGGUAUCAGCAGUCUGCCAUAUAUAUAGUAUAUUUCCCAAAAUAUCCCCAAAUAAUUGUCUGGUUCUGGUUUACUACAUUAAUUAAAUGCACUGCACGCUGGGAACCCUCCUUUAAAAUAUGUUGAAUGUGGCCCACAGAGGAUGUUGGUGGUUUGAUAUUAUUGUCACUCAUCAGGGAACUGGACUAGCGGGACAAUUGACCAAAUUUUGGGGCAUUGCGUAAUUCAGCUCAUGGAUCUGGACCGUGGAUCUCUUGUCGGAUUCUUGUCGGAGCACUGUAUCGUUGUUGAAGGCCAAAGUAUCCACCGAGCAUCAGAGGCAGCAACUGAAAACUUUUGGACAGAAGACUCCCAGAGGACGCUCGUUAAAUAUGUGAACAUGAUACCACAUGGUGGCAGCAUGGGAGGAUGAAAAAGAGGACAACUCUGGACUUAAUAUUGAUUCUGCGAGUUGGAUCUGUCUGUUGAGCCACUGAACAGAUUGUUGCCACUGGAAAUGAAAGAAAAACCCCACAGGAUAUUAACCCAAAGACAAGGCAACACUAUAAUUUUAGUGUUUUUGGACUUCAUUUUCAUGUGUGACUACCUGAGCCCCAGUGGACUGUAUAGAACAGUGUAACUUAUCACAUAAUGUUGAAUAAAUCACUGUUAAUACUCACAAAGAGGGGUUCUCAGUGGAAACAAAGUACCUAUGAGAUGACAUUGAAACCUCAUUCUGUACAGUUAUACUCUGUCCGUGCUGUCUACUGUAUCUGCACUGCCUCUUCAAAGUUCCUCAAAGAGUGGAAUUGAACUUCUCGUGCACACUGUUGUGGUUGAUUCUCUGGCCCACAGUCCUCACCUGUCAAAGCUAAACCUAGACCGAUUUUCCAUGUUCUUGAACAGCUUCAGACAUCGGUGUGUGUUAGCCAGCUCUCACAUCGGCUGCUGUCUGUGGAAGCAGGAACUCCUCACUGAAAGAGAUUACAUACCAAGUUUAACAUUGCUGGUUUUCUCUGUCUUGACAUGAAGACAGCAAACACUCACAGACAAUUUUAUGACGCGGUGUAUCUGAGGUCAUCUCUUCAUGAAUGUUUUAGCGGAGCCGCAGACAUGUGUUGUCUGCUGCCUCCUGUUUCUCUAAAACAGAGUCGGUGUUUCGCAGGGGAGCGGUGAGACUCUCACCAUAUGAUCACAACCCUUUGUGAUAGAGAUGAUUCCAAGAUCAUUUCCCUCUUCCCAUAAUUCCCAUACCUAGACUUUGUGCAUUGGCCGAUACCAGAAAGAAACCCAACUUAUAUCACAUUUUAACAGCUGUAUGCUUCUAACCUUGUGUGGAAGUGAUGAUUGUUAUCAUUGUUGCAUGGCUCAGGUUAAACCAUUUGACAUACAAAUACAAAUACAUACAGAGAAUGCUCAAAUGAGAUGUCAGUGUUAUGGCCAAGUUGCAUACAGUUCUGGUCUCCCUUUUUCUUGCCGGGAUUUCCAGCGAGAAAUAUUGCCAAAUUGCUGACAUUGUAGCUCUUGCUUACGCUACAACUCCUGGAAAUCACUUCUUCUUUUUUUGCCGCUCCAAAAACUGUACUUUUCAGUGGCAGUACAGCGGAACUGUUGUUUGGGAGCGGCAAAGAAGAAGUGAUGUCCAGGGAAAGAAAAUUGCAGGUUUGUUUGGAUGAAACUGAUAUUUUCACCACUACCAUGGACCCAGUAUUUUCAACAGUAUCUGAGGCAUUUCCGGUGCUGGUAUCAGUGUGGGAACAUUUCUUCUUUGUGAUGCCGAUCCAACUAGUCAGCACAUAUUUUAUUUCUCUUGACAUUUCCCCAAUUGUGAAGACUCAUGUUUUCCUUUUCCCAAACAUUGUGAUGCACUGCUCUGGUUAAUUACUGAAAUAAUCAAUCAUGCGAUUGAUUAGUUCACAGAUCAUUGCGUCAGUUAUUUAUUUUUAUAUUUAUAUUGGUUUAAAAGACACUUAAUAACAUAAUAUGUGCCAUAAACAAUAAAAGCAAUGGAAGCGUAACGUGGCCAGAAUCAAGCAGAGCACAAACUUUAAUGUAAAGCCUCUAAAGUUGAGCAUGAACUACAUUUUCCAUUUACUUUUCCAACUCUCUUCAGUCAUCAGUAGCUUGUUUUAUUUUAAUGGACUUACAAACAGGAGUUUCAGUCAUGGUCAUGAGGUGCAUUAACAAUGAUUAAAAAAUGAGCAUUCAUCACUGUCAAAAGGAAACUCAACCAUUCCCGGCUCAGGUCAUCACAUCCUGAAAGGAUCAUUUUAUCAUCUGCUCACUCAGUUAUUUGCUGUAGAUACUAUUUAAGGUCACAAAUAAA
Messenger RNA from Limanda limanda (common dab), 3916 nucleotides. RefSeq names its product receptor activity-modifying protein 3-like. The transcript is spliced from 4 exons. Gene Ontology annotation, biological process: cellular response to hormone stimulus; G protein-coupled receptor signaling pathway; intracellular protein transport. Gene Ontology annotation, molecular function: coreceptor activity. Gene Ontology annotation, cellular component: membrane; signaling receptor complex; cell surface. The coding region runs from base 190 to 747 and encodes 185 amino acids. The record is from RefSeq and is a predicted model, not a curated record. NCBI's taxonomy places the organism in Eukaryota, Metazoa, Chordata, Actinopteri, Pleuronectiformes, Pleuronectidae.